AAACUUGCAGGAUGCCAGUUGUGUCCUUAUGAUUGGCUGCCACAUGGAGACGACUGUUAUUACUACUCAGAUGUAACAUACAGAACAUGGAACCAGAGCCGGGAUCAGUGUGAGAUGAUGGGAGCUGAUCUACUGGUCAUAAAGAACCAGGACCAGCAGGAGUUUAUACGGAGAGAUCUUAGACAGCGGAGAGAGGACUCAUACUGGAUAGGACUUCACCAUGAUGGAGACGGCUGGAGAUGGGUGGAUGGAGAACAUUAUAACAGCAGCUUGUUCAAGAUGACGGCGGAAUCAUCCGAAGGCUGCGUAUUGACUAAAUCUGGACAAUAUUAUCAGGACAGCUGCCAUCAUACAUAUGGAUGGAUAUGCAUAAAGAAAACUCUGAAGAUCGACCUAAGCUGAUUUCAUCAGACGGAGUCCUUUAGAAAGGAGCAGGAUUAGGCUACUUUCACACUAGCG
Molecule: messenger RNA, 459 nt
Organism: Bufo bufo (common toad)
Lineage: Eukaryota; Metazoa; Chordata; Amphibia; Anura; Bufonidae
Product: asialoglycoprotein receptor 1-like
Exons: 3
Coding region: 115-402 (95 amino acids)
Source: RefSeq, a predicted model, not a curated record